Guillardia theta CCMP2712 is the source of this 582-nucleotide messenger RNA. RefSeq lists its product as hypothetical. Lineage: Eukaryota; Cryptophyceae; Pyrenomonadales; Geminigeraceae. Gene Ontology annotation, biological process: pseudouridine synthesis. Gene Ontology annotation, molecular function: RNA binding; pseudouridine synthase activity. The record is from RefSeq and is a predicted model, not a curated record. The transcript has 4 exons. Gene Ontology annotation, cellular component: nucleus. The annotation marks the transcript as partial.
AUGGCUCACCCUAAAGCGCCUUUCCCUGCUGCAAAACAGCGGCCAGCAAGCGUGGCGGGCAGCUCAGGGUCAGGAAGCAGGAAGCCAGGGAUGAGAAGAGGAGCAGAGAAGGUCGAGAUCGGCACUUCACACUACACAGAGAGGGAGCAUAACGUCGAAGCCGCAGGAAGCCUGACCAACUCCAUCCGAUGGGGAGACUUCAUAGUGAUCGAGUGUCGCAUGCUUGAUGGAAGCCCGGUGACGGUGCGGGGGCAGCACCCGCAAGCACGACGGGAAUCGCACGUGCGGUUUGUGCUGAAGAAGAUGGGGUGGGACACGAUGAGCGCGGUGAUCGCUAUCUGUUCGAGCAUGAGAGCAUGCGGGGUCAGAGUGUCGCCCUCACAGCUCUCGUACGCUGGGGUCAAGGACAAGAACGCCCUUACGUUCCAGGAGGUGACGCUGGAGGGAGUGAAGAAGGAGGAGGUCGAGAGAUCGGCCGGUCGUCUUGAGCAUGGACUGAAUAUGAGCAACAUCGAGUAUUGCGACGAGCCCAUUGCUCUUGGUCAACUUCACGGGAACUUGUUCCAUGUUGUGAUCAGAAAU